Messenger RNA from Morone saxatilis (striped sea-bass), 5605 nucleotides. RefSeq names its product cell adhesion molecule L1-like b (gene chl1b). Lineage: Eukaryota; Metazoa; Chordata; Actinopteri; Moronidae. Bases 232 to 3975 code for a protein of 1247 amino acids. Gene Ontology annotation, molecular function: cell-cell adhesion mediator activity. The transcript is spliced from 27 exons. Gene Ontology annotation, biological process: brain development; cell-cell adhesion. The record is from RefSeq and is a predicted model, not a curated record.
GGGAGGAGGUACUCCGGUUCAGACCAACUGCGAGGCGAAGCGGCGUUACGUCGGCAGUUAAACCUCCCUCUGCCCUCUUCCAGCGGCGGAGAAACAAUUCAACUUUCUGAACGGCUGCCGCGGCAUGAGUUGCACCUGAGGGUACCGCAUCUUCAUCGUGCCAGAGAAAUGAACUGAGGACGUACGGGGGAGAGAGAGAGAGACUCGUUUCUUGAGGACAAAGAUUCAACCAUGAAAGCCAUGAGGUUGCAGAGGAUUCUGGGAUUGGUCGCCGCGCUGGGCGUGAUCACCUGUAUUUGUGCCUUUCAUACGACUGCAGCCGUCGACAUCCCACUUGAGGUUGAGCAGCUGCCCACCAUAACAGCUCAGUCGCCCAGCUCUCUCAUCGCCUUCCCGUUCGACGAGAGCUUCCCCAUGACGUGUGAAGCCAAAGGGAAUCCCGAGCCAGAAUUCAGAUGGACGAGGAAUGGCCAGGAAUUCGACCCCUUUCUAGACCCCCGGCUGAUGAAAGAGGAGAAUUCUGGGACCUUUGUGAUACCCAAUAAUGGGAACCUUACAGAGUACCAGGGAACCUAUCGCUGUUACGCCUCAAACAAACUGGGGACCGCCAUAUCGAAGGAGAUUGAGUUCAUUGUGCCCCAUGUCCCAAAGUUUCCUAAAGAGACACUUGAUCCUGUUGUGGUGGAGGAGGGCCAGCCUUUUACUUUGAAAUGUAACCCACCUAAAGGAAUACCUCCUCUGCAGAUUUACUGGAUGACUAUCAGUCUUCAGCACAUAGAACAGGAUGAGCGGGUGUCUAUGGGCUUGAACGGAGACCUUUACUUCUCUCACGCGGUGGAGAAGGACAGCAGGAGGGACUACUGCUGCUUCGCCGCCUUCCCGAGAAUACGAACCAUCGUUCAGAAGACCGCCAUGUCUGUAAUUGUCCAGACAACCAAUGCAAUCCUUGAGAGAAGACCCUCUCUUCUGACGCCCUCUAGUGCCAGAUCAGAGACACAGCUGGUCAAAGGAGAGGACUUGAAAUUGGAGUGUAUUGCUGAGGGAUUUCCAACUCCACAGGUUGAGUGGGUGAAGAUGGGUCAUCGACUUCCCAUUAAAGCAAAACUGGAGAAUCAUGGGAAGUUGCUGAUUGUGCCGAGAGUCGAACAGGAAGACAGUGGGAAGUACAUGUGCAAAGCAAAGAAUGCACUUGGAGAAGCUGUCCAUUACUUCACAGUGACAAUAGAAGAGCCUCCAGAGUGGGUGUCUGAGCCUGAGAGCCAGCUCAGUAUGAUUGGCUCAGAUGUGCUCAUCAAGUGCUCUGCCAGUGGGACGCCUCAGCCGACUGUAACAUGGAGGGUGAACGGAGUACCUCUGCAGGAGGCCCCUGCAGCCAACAGGAAGGUGUUGGGUGAUACCAUACUUUUACGCAACGCCAAAGCAUCUGACAGUGCAGUCUAUCAGUGUGAAGCCUCCAACAGACACGGAACGCUCCUAUCUAAUGCAAACAUCAUGAUAAUGAAUCUGCCUCCCAUGAUUUUGACCAAGGAGGGGGAAGAUUACUCUGCUGUCGAGGGGAAGGGAGUGAUGAUGCACUGCAAGGUCUUCAGCUCUCCUCCAUCUACUGUCACUUGGAGCAAAGACGACUCCGCUGAAUCCGUGGAGGGGCCGAGGUUUGCCGUUCACGACAAUGGGUCGCUGGAGAUCUACAGCCUGGAGAAAGGCGACACAGGGCAGUACACAUGCUUAGCUAAAAACACAGAAGGAUCUUCUGCCAUCGACACCAUGCUCUAUGUGAAAGAUCCCACUAGAAUAGUCGUACCCCCGGAGCACCUGCAGAUCUUAAUAGGUACCACGGCCCAGCUCUCAUGCCUCGCAGAGUACGACAAGUCCUUCAACAACGACAUUGAGCUCCUGUGGGAAAAAGAUGAUAUGGAGAUAGCCCUCAACUACACUGAGAAUUCAAGAUACUUUGUGGAGGAUGGUAUUCUCCAGAUUAUCAAUGUAAGCCACUGGGACCAGGGUGUGUACACAUGUGUGGCAAGAACUCCGGUGGAUCGAGACACGGCCUCAGCGUGGCUCAUCGUGUUAGACGUUCCUGAUGCACCGGAGUACUUGGUACUGUCUGAACGCAAGAGCAAAAGUGUGAAACUGAAAUGGAACCCUGGGGACGAUCACAACAGCUCAACCACAGAGUUUAUUAUCGAGUAUGAGGAAAGCCAGUGGGAGCCAGGGAACUGGAAGGAGCUGCUCCGAGUACCUGGGAACCACAACUCGGCCGUCCUCAAGCUCCACGGCAACGUUGACUAUUGUUUCCGCGUGUCUGGGGUGAACUCUGUAGGCAGGGGUCCAUCCAGCGAGCCCACGGAGAGAUACAAACCCCCUGCGGCAGCUCCUGACAAGAACCCUGAAAAUAUCAAAAUCGAAGGUCAUUUGCCACAUGAAAUGGAUAUCAACUGGGAGCCCUUGUUACCCAUUGAGCACAAUGGUCCCGGUCUGGAGUAUAAGGUGAGUUACAGGAGACAGGACUUGGAGGAGGACUGGCAGGAACACAUGGUGAAGAGACACUCGUUUGUGGUGACGAACACUCCCACCUUUGUGCCCUACGAGAUCAAGAUCCAAGCAAAGAACAAUCAGGGCUGGGGCCCCGAACCCAAGAUAAUGACUGGCUACUCAGGAGAGGAUUUUCCCUCUGCUGCACCUGAUGAUGUAGCUGUGGAGGUGAUGAACAGCUCAGUGGUCAAGGUUAGCUGGACGCGUGUACACAAGGACAAGUUACAUGGACAUCUGGGAGGCUACAGGAUAAACUGGUGGCGUCUGCGCAGUCUGGUGGACUCAAAGAAAAGCCACGGAGACAAACACACUCUAACAAUCCCCGGGGACAGGCACCAUGCCGCCGUACCGGGAUUAACGCCCUUCUCUGAGUACAGCCUUAUCGUUAUGACCUUCAACGGGCGGGGCAACGGCCCGGGCAGCCAUCCCGUCAACUUCAAAACCCCAGAGGGAGUCCCGGAGAAAAAUCCUGUUUUCAGGGUCACAGAUGUACAGAAGCACACUGUCUCUUUGGUCUGGGCCCCGCCAUUGGAGCCUAAUGGGAUUCUCACCGGGUACCUCCUCGAGUAUCAGCUCAUCAAUGACACAGAGGAAGUGGGCCCACUGCAGACAGUAGACAUCAGCAACCCCGCCACCACCAAGUGGACCCUGCGUGACUUGGAGCCUGUAAGCAAAUACAAGUUGUACCUGCGCUCCUGCACCACGGUGGGCUGUGGGCUCGUUGUCAGCGAGGAGUGCACCACUACCCUGGAAACAACUGUUAGUGACAGCUUUGCAAAUAUCAGCUGGAUUUCUGGAGGAGAGCACAGGGAGUUUUAUAUUGCAUAUAUGAACAACCGUAAGCUCAUAUUUUUUCCUCUGUUCGUUUCUGGACGUGAGGGUCUCUGGAAGAUAUCAGAGGCCUUAAACACCUCUAAGAAUUUCCACAUCAUUGACGGGCUGGAACCUGGGGCAGAGUACACUGUGCGCCUUAUAAACAGCCGGGUUGAUAAUUCUAGUAUAUUUGAAGAUAUUAUCUCGACCGGGUCAACAGGUCUGGCCAGCAUCCACGGAGGAAUAUCCACCCAGGGCUGGUUUAUCGGCCUGAUGUGUGCCAUCGCUCUCCUCACACUCAUUGUGUUGAUCGCCUGCUUUGUCAACAGAAAUAAAGGAGGGAAGUAUUCUGUAAAAGAAAAAGAGGACCUUCACCCAGACGUGGAAUCCCAGGGCAUGAAUGACGACACAUUUUGUGAAUACAGUGACAACGACGAGAAGCCACUGAAGGGCAGCCAGCACUCGCUGAGCAGAGAGAUCAAAGCAGGGGACAGCGGGGACAGCCUGGUGGACUACGGCGACGAGGACGUUCAGUUCAACGAGGAUGGCUCCUUUAUCGGCGAAUACGCCGGGCGAAAGGAGAAGAGGGUGUCCGCUGAGAUCAAAGCCACCGUUCAGACCCCGGCAUGAGGAGCGGAACCGCCAUCCAUCCGUCGUCCCCCGGACACCGUUUUCAUUAAACCUGCUGGGAGGAACAAAUGAAAGAGGAAACAGACAUUAUCCAUACCGAGCACAAGUUUUGUGUCAAAUGUAAUGCGUCAUUGCCAACUGCACACUGCCACUCUCAUUUUAUAAAGCUCUGUUUUGUCAAGUUGCAACAGAAUGACCAUUACUAAAUACUGUGUAUAUAUAGUGUAUAUUGUAUGUGCGGAGUGUCUUUUUUUUAUAAUUAUUAUUACACAAAAAAUUUAGAGGGCUUGAAUUUUCUUUUUUUUAUCUCCAUUACUUCAGCUGCAGUACUGUUUGUACAAAUGUUUCACUCUCCAUUGCACAUCAUUAUAUGCAGCUUUGCCUCCGAUGUCAUCUUGUAGCAGACCACACAUAAGUGGGCAUAUCAAGUUGAUAUUUUUCAAUUGGAGUGAAUAUUACUGACCUUUUAUAUUUGAAAUGGAGUCAUUAAAUAUGAUGUAAGAUGUGUAUAAAGGUUGCCUAUUAACUUAUUUUUUUCCAGUGGUUUUAUACCUGACAAAAUAACAAGGAAAUUUGCAUAUCCUUACAUAUCAUAAACACUGAUUCUCGAGUCAUCAAUCACCCUGUGAUGUUAGAAGAAAAUAUAAUUUAGUUAUAAUGUCUUGUUUAGCAUUUAGAGCCAUUGGACAGUAUAAAUCACAAACCUCAGUCUGUGCUCCCCAUAACAGCCCAUUACACGUCACUGCUGUAAGAUCUGGAAGAGUUUCAAAAAUUUAAUCCAUGACACGUUAAAACUGUGUUAAAACUAUAAUUACAGUUCAGUCCAGUUUAUAGACAAAACAUUUUACAAUGCUACUGCUGCCAAUAGCUGGUAUUUCAAAUCAAGUUUCUCUGAAAACAUACACAGGUCGCCACAAAGUAAAAAAAAAAUAAUAAUAAUAAUUUAACAUAUUGGGCUUUUCUUCUGAGAGUAAAUAUGAGCUACGGCUACCAGUCGGGUAACUUAUCUUAGCAUAAAGACUAGCCAUUUCCCUCUAUUUCCAGUCUUUAUGCUAGGCUAAGUUAACUCAUUUAAACAUUUCCCAAGACAUCAAACAAUUCCAUUAAAGCGGUAUUCCAGUGAUCUAGUGUUUUGCUUCCAUAAUGUUGGUAAAAAUCAGAACAGUUCCUAGUGUUGAUCAAACUCCAGUGCUAGACCCCACACUUCCCAUAAUUCAUCUUUCUUUCAUUAGAAAGAUGCUAUCAGGUAAAGUCCACGCCCCCAGUAACGCAGUCAUUUGUAGUCUAAAAAUCCUAAACCUGGUGACAUCAACAUGACAUCAUCAGGGUUAUUUUUUUAAACUCCAGAGCGGUAUUUGUCCGCUGAGUAGUUCUCUACAUGAUCAAUAAACGUAACUAUUUUCAUGUGUGAAUUAGUGGAGUGCCCUUUAAGAAGAAAGUGUAUAGUACCUGUGAUGGAUUUUUGUAAUCAGAUUACUGUAAUCUGGCUUCCUACCCUGUUGAGAGACAAUAUACUGUAGUCACACACUGUUACACCAGUCUUAACAAGCCUUACUCUGUUACUUUCAAUAUACUGCCAAUCAAACCACAACCACUUUGUUGUUCUGCAUUAACUUUAGCACCAUAUUCA